Zingiber officinale is the source of this 3307-nucleotide messenger RNA. RefSeq names its product aconitate hydratase, cytoplasmic-like. Gene Ontology annotation, biological process: tricarboxylic acid cycle; citrate metabolic process. The record is from RefSeq and is a predicted model, not a curated record. Bases 40 to 2979 code for a protein of 979 amino acids. Lineage: Eukaryota; Viridiplantae; Streptophyta; Magnoliopsida; Zingiberales; Zingiberaceae. Gene Ontology annotation, molecular function: aconitate hydratase activity; 4 iron, 4 sulfur cluster binding. Gene Ontology annotation, cellular component: mitochondrion; cytosol. The transcript has 20 exons.
CGUUCACCGUCUUCCAUCGCCUUCGCGAAAAGUCCACCAAUGGCGGGGGUUCUCCUCGCACGCUCUUCGCCGCGCAUCUCCUCCUACUCGCUUUCUAUGUCAGCUCGUUGCUUACCCUCGCUCUCCGCAUCGUCUCCCCCUCCGCGGCCCUCGCGCCAUGCUUCCUCCCCGCCGCCUGCGCGCCACCUCGCCGACCCGCGGUCGACGAUCAGCCACCGAGCGCUUGUCCGCUCUUCUGCUGCAGUCUCCGAUCGAUUUGAGAGCCGGUUCGCCACCAUGGCGAUGAGGAAUUCGUACGACAGCAUCUUGGCGACGUUGCCGAAUCCGGGAGGUGGGGAGUUUGGGAAGUACUACAGCUUGCCGGCGCUCUCUGAUGCCAGGAUCGAUCGGCUUCCGUACUCAAUAAGGAUUCUUUUGGAAUCCGCGAUUCGGAAUUGCGACGAGUUCCAGGUAACUGCAAAGGACGUAGAAAAGAUCUUGGACUGGGAGAACACAUCGCACAAACAAGUUGAGAUCCCCUUCAAACCUUCUCGUGUUCUCCUCCAGGAUUUUACUGGAGUUCCUGCUGUGGUUGACCUUGCUUGCAUGAGAGAUGCUAUGAAACAACUGGGAAGUGAUCCAAAUAAAAUCAACCCGUUAGUUCCAGUGGAUCUUGUUAUUGACCAUUCUGUGCAAGUCGAUGUGGCACGAUCAGAGAAUGCAGUGCGGGCAAACAUGGAAUUUGAAUUCCAACGCAAUAAGGAAAGGUUUGGUUUUCUUAAGUGGGGUUCCCAUGCAUUCCAAAACAUGCUUGUUGUUCCACCAGGGUCUGGCAUUGUGCAUCAGGUGAACUUAGAGUAUCUAGGUCGAGUUGUCUUCAAUACUGGAGGAAUUCUUUACCCGGACAGUGUUGUUGGCACUGAUUCUCACACAACAAUGAUAGAUGGACUAGGUGUUGCUGGCUGGGGUGUUGGUGGAAUAGAAGCAGAAGCUGUAAUGCUUGGUCAGCCAAUGAGUAUGGUGCUUCCUAGAGUUGUCGGUUUCAAGCUCACUGGGAAAUUGAGGAAUGGUGUGACGGCUACAGACUUGGUUUUGACUGUGACCCAAAUGCUAAGGAAGCAUGGUGUUGUUGGGAAGUUUGUUGAGUUUUAUGGAGAAGGCAUGAGCGAACUUUCUUUGGCGGAUCGAGCCACAAUUGCAAAUAUGUCCCCUGAGUAUGGAGCAACUAUGGGUUUCUUCCCAGUUGAUCAUGUCACGCUGCAAUAUCUGAAAUUGACUGGGCGGUGCGAUGCAACUGUUGCCAUGAUAGAGUCCUACUUACGGGCUAAUAAGAUGUUUGUUGACUAUAGCCAGCCUCAAAUUGAUAGAGUGUAUUCAUCUUAUUUGGAGUUGAAUCUUGAACAUGUUGAACCAUGUGUAUCAGGACCUAAAAGGCCUCAUGAUCGAGUUCCUUUGAAAGAAAUGAAAGUGGAUUGGCAGUCUUGUUUGGAUAACAAAGUUGGAUUCAAGGGUUUUGGUGUGCCAAAAGAAUCUCAAAAUAAAAUUGCAGAAUUCUCUUUCCAUGGUAGCCCUGCCCAGAUAAAGCAUGGUGAUGUUGUCAUUGCUGCAAUUACCAGUUGCACAAACACAUCAAAUCCAAGUGUAAUGCUAGGUGCGGCUUUGGUUGCAAAGAAGGCUUGUGAGCUAGGCCUGGAGGUCAAACCAUGGAUUAAGACGAGCCUUGCUCCUGGCUCUGGAGUUGUAACCAAAUACUUGGAGAAAAGUGGUCUUCAAAAGUAUUUAAACCAACUUGGUUUCAACAUAGUUGGGUAUGGGUGCACCACUUGCAUUGGGAAUUCUGGGGACCUUGAUGCGUCUGUUUCUGCUGCAAUAGCAGAGAAUGACGUAGUUGCAGCUGCUGUAUUGUCUGGAAAUAGAAACUUUGAGGGGCGUGUGCAUCCUUUGACCAGAGCCAAUUAUCUAGCAUCGCCUCCACUUGUCGUAGCUUACGCUCUUGCUGGCACGGUUGAUAUUGACUUUGAAAAAGAACCUAUAGGGACCUCAAAGGACGGAAACAAGGUCUACUUCAAAGAUAUUUGGCCUAGUACUGAAGAGAUAGCAGAGGUUGUACAAUCCAGCGUGUUGCCAAACAUGUUUAAGAGUACCUAUGAGGCAAUAACCAAAGGCAAUCCCAUGUGGAAUCAGCUUUCUGUUCCUUCAAGUACAGAGUACACCUGGGAUCAUACAUCAACAUACAUUCAUGAACCUCCUUACUUCAAAAAUAUGAGGAUGUCUCCUCCUGGGCCACACCCUGUGAAAGAUGCCUACUGCUUGCUAAACUUUGGUGACAGUAUCACAACAGAUCACAUUUCACCUGCUGGAGCCAUUCCCAAGGAUAGUCCUGCUGCCAAGUACUUGAUGGAGCAUGGUGUUGAUCCAAAAGACUUUAAUUCGUAUGGGAGUCGGCGUGGCAAUGAUGAGGUGAUGACGAGGGGAACAUUUGCAAAUAUUCGUCUUGUUAACAAACUAUUGAAAGGAGAAGUCGGUCCCAAAACUAUUCACAUUCCGACAGGAGAGAAACUUUCUGUUUUUGAUGCUGCCAUGAGAUACAAAAGUGAAGGCAAUGAUACUAUAGUAUUGGCGGGUGAGGAAUAUGGUAGCGGAAGUUCUCGUGAUUGGGCUGCAAAAGGCCCCAUGCUUCAAGGCGUUAAAGCAGUAAUAGCGAAGAGCUUUGAGAGAAUUCACCGUAGCAACCUUGUUGGCAUGGGAAUCGUGCCCUUGUGUUUCAAGCCUGGGGAGGACGCAGAGACCCUUGGUUUGACAGGCCACGAACGUUACACUAUGCACCUCCCAAGCAAUGUAAGCGACAUUAAACCUGGCCAAGAUGUCACUGUAACUACUGACGAUGGCAAGUCUUUCGCAUGCACUGUUCGCUUCGACACUGAGGUGGAACUGGCAUACUAUGAGCAUGGUGGAAUCCUUCAUUACGUCAUUAGGAGCUUGAUCAACACCAAGAAUUAGUUUUGUUCUAGUGUACGUAAGAAGUCAUUACUACAGAGCUUUUGCUUUACGACGGCGUUUAGUUUUGUAAGAUUGAUCUUGGGUUCUUGGGGUUUUCAUUCACACCGCCCAAGAAAUAAAACUACGAAUGCGAACUCGUGAGUGAGAUCGGGGCUCGAAUCCAUAUUUAUAUGAAGAUGAUAGUUGAUAAUGAUGAGGGUUUACGUUUUUUUCCCAUAUGACUCGACAAAUCUAUGUUUAUUUGGUACUUAUGGUCCUAUUGUGGAAUUAUUUUUAUUAACAAGUUUGAAAAGAUUUUUUAGUAGUUUUAAUAUUAAAUUUCAUAUUA